AUGUCUACGUCAGUAUGCAAAUCCACACCUUCUACCACAAAGACUAGUAUUGCGCCAACAAGUCGUGUACCCACAACCACCUCUAAUAGUAGAACCACAACUGCUUCAGUUAAUUCAACACAUUCUACAAUCACAAUGGAAACUUUUGCUCCAACCAUAACUAUUGUACCAACAAUUACUUCUACUGCAGUCUCAACUUCUGCUGUACCCACAAUGAUACUUGCUUUUGUCACAACUACAUCUUUGACCAUGACUGCUGCAUUGACAACAACCACCUCAACCCCUACCACAAUGACCACUCUUUAUCAAACCACAACUACAAUGCCUGCAACCACAUCUGCUGCUGCAUCCACAAGUCCUGUACCCACAACCACCUCUACUACUGGAACCACAAUUGCUGCAGCCACAAGGAAACUUUCUACAACCACAAUGACAACUCUUGCUCCAACCACAAUGACUGUUCCCACAACCAGAUCUGCUGGACCUGGAUCUCCAUCUGCCUUUCUGACUGUCUCUUCAAGAAGACUUGUUUUUAAAACCACCUCUAUUCUGUUCUCAACUGAAACCACAACUGCUGCAGCCUCAAUGACCCCUUCUACAACUACAUUGGCCACUCCUGCUCCUCUUAGAAGUACGAUUGACACAACCAGCUCAUCUCUUACCACAAUGACCACUUCUGUGCCAACAAGUCCUGUACCCACAACCAACAUCACUACUGGAACCACAACUUCUGUGCUCACUAAGACACUUUCUACAACUACAAUGACAACUUUUUCUCCAACUACGACACCCACAAUCAGCCAAUCUGUCAUGACCAACUUUGCUUCAACCACAAGUCGUGUACCCCCAACCACCUCUACUGCUGAAACCACAACCUCUGGAGCUUCAAUGACACUUUCUACAACUAUGACCAUUUCUGCCUCAACUAAAAGUCCUGUAACCACAACUGCUGCAACCAUGUCCUCACUUUCUACAACCAUGACAACGCUUGUUCCAACAACUAUGAUGCCCACAACUACCUUUGCUACCUCAACUUCUGUACCCACAACUUCACAGGUCAUUGUCUCAGUCGUACCAACCCCCAAGGCAGCCUGUGCUCCAAUCACAAGUUCUCUUGCAUUGAUCACAUCUGCUUUGACUGCAAUGACUAAAAGGGCUACUACAACUACUUUGUCUACCAAUAAGAUUACUUUUGUUCCAACUUCAAUGCUGAAAACCACCUCUGCUACAACCUCAUCUCCUGUUGUGCCCACAGCACCACCAGCCACUACGUGGUCUCCGACCACCAGUCCUGUGCUCACAACCACAUUGGCUCUGACUAAGACUACUGGAACCACAGCUGCUCUGGUCUCAAUUUCUACAACUACAUUGCUCACGGCAACCACAAGUCCUGAACCAAAAACCACCAGAAUUCCUUCAAGAACCACACCAAAUGUUCCUGAAUUGGUGACUACGUCUGCACACAAAACUAUGUCGGCUCAGCCUAUGACUUCUACUUUUCCAACAUUCACAUCUCCUGUUAUUACCACAACCUAUGUUCAGACAGGAAUGGUAGUUAGUCCAGCUUCAGUUUCAUCUAAAACUACAUUGACUCCUGCUGCUACUACUACUCAUGCUUCCACCACAAUUACUCUUGCUGUUCCCAGCACACCUUUACUGCUAACCACACCAGUAGAAACCAGGCCAGUUGCAAAAAGUGCCCCGACAACAUUUGUGAUGUCAACACCUGGAAGAACUUCUUUAGUAAAAACACCUGGAACAACCAGUAGUCUGGCCUCAAUCAAUGCAGUCAGGUCUACAUCCUCUUUAGAAAUGAUGGCUCCCUCCCACACUACGACAGCUAUUUCUACAGGGACAGCAAUAUCUGUAACCGCUCCAGUGUUGGCAACACCAGUAACAACUAGUAGUCUGGCUUUAAACACUGCUAUCCAAUAUUCAACAGGAUUGACUGCUCCCUCUCCAGUUCCGACAAUACCAGUUGGAAUAACUUCGACAGUGUCUGAAAAGCCUAGAGAAAUUACUGGAAUCAGGUCUACAACAUGCCUGAAUGAAAUAAAAAUUCCCUCCAGAGCUCCCAUUACUCUGCCAGUGACAACUUCUGGAACAAAUUCCCCAGUGUCUGCAUCACCUGGCACAACCACAUCCUCUUCAGGAAUGACUGAGCCCAUCCCCAGGUACAACCACUACUUCUUCAGGGAUGGCAACACCUAG
Molecule: messenger RNA, 2211 nt
Organism: Phyllopteryx taeniolatus (common seadragon)
Lineage: Eukaryota; Metazoa; Chordata; Actinopteri; Syngnathiformes; Syngnathidae
Product: mucin-5AC-like
Exons: 1
Coding region: 1-2211 (736 amino acids)
Source: RefSeq, a predicted model, not a curated record